AUGACUAAUUUGGAUGUGAGUAACAGCAGUACUGACAGCAGUUCAGGAUCGACAUCUGAUUCAAGCAGUAGUGGGACAUCAUCUACAAGUUCAGGCUCGGGAUCCAGUAGUUCUGACUCUGAAUCCUCCACCUCCGAUGUCCCAGCCACUGCACCACCUCCAAAAUCUCCAAUACCCCCACCAGUUGAAGAACCCCCUAAAGAGGAGCCGAAACCUCAAAGACCAGCCAAAGUCUCUUCAUCCAGUGACGAUGAAGUACCAAAACCCGAAACACCGAAACCAAUGCCGCCAAGACGACGAUCAAUCAAAUCUAAAAACGCUGCGUCAGUACUCGUCAAAAAACAACCAACACUUCCGAGGACCACAACCGGUGCAAAGUCUAAAGCUAUAUCAAAAACAAUACCGAAAGCAAACAAAAUAGAUGCAAAUUCACUGAAAAAGAAAAGCAUUUUCUCACCCGACAACAGUUCUGAAUCAGAAACUGAGAGCAAAGACAGCAAAACGUCCAAAAACAGCCCAAAAGGUUCACCAAUUAACAAAAAGACGAGCAUUAAAUCCAGCGAUGAAAAAGAUACGCCGUCACCAUUGAUGCCAGUGCAAAAUGAAGAUUCAAAUUCUAACUCCAAGGAUAGUUCUAAACGUAGAGCGAGUAGAUCAAGUGGGCCUCCGUCUAAAAAAGCUUCGGAGGACAAAAGCGCGUCUUCAUGCUCGUCUAGCCAAUCAUCAGUUGAAUCUGUGUCCUCGGAGAGUGACAGUGAUCGCACGGAGAAAAAAGAAGAUUCAAACACAAGCAAAUCUAAACCAUCCUCUAAUUCGAGUAGUAAGCCGGAAACAACACCAAAGAGUGGUGAUUCGAGUGACUCGGUGGGUACGAUGACUCGUAAGUUGACUCGAUCCUUAUCAGCCAGAGUCUCCCGAAUGGCAGCCAAACCUACCAAUACAGAUACCGACUCAGAGGCUGAUGAUAAAACUGUGGAACAGAGUAAGGAUGAUAAACGCCUGGCGAAGGCUCGGGCUGCGAUCGGCCGCUCGCCGGUCACACCAGCUCCACCGACCGCUCCUUCAGAGAGGAGGUGUCCCGUCAGGGACUGUGACUCCAGUGGACAUUUGGGUGGUAAAGCAACUCGUCAUUUCACAUGGGACGCGUGUCCAUUGUACCACAACGUCACGGCCGCGUGGUGUGUGGCAGCGGCUGAGGAGCGAGCAGCAGCCGCCGCCACUAGGAGGAGGGCGCUCGCAGCCAUGCACCAGAGGCCUAGGGCUAUGCCCACCAUCGAACAACGGGCCUACCAACUUAAGGUCAAGGAUUUGCGUUCAAAAUGGAAGGGCAGUCAGGAGUUACGAUCUAUGGCGAACAAUGAAGACUUGGGUGAGGAGAGGGAACCAGUGUUGGAAGGAUUCGCUCCAGAUUAUGACUUAAGGCUAUUCAGGGACGCGCAGGCUUUAGCAGCCGUUAAAAUAGAAGAGGAAUUAGGAGAUAUAUCCACGGAUAAAGGAACUAGUUUAUGUUCUUCGUCCAGAUACGUGGUGAUGGGCAAGUAUUUGAUGGAAGUGUGGUAUCAGUCGCCCUACCCGGGAGACGCGGCGCGAGUACCGCGGCUGUUCGUGUGCGAGUUCUGUCUGUCGCACCACAAGUGCGCGGCCGGCGCUAACAGGCACAAGGUUAAGUGUGUGUGGAGACAUCCGCCGGGGGACGAGGUAUACAGAAAGGACAAUUUGAGCGUAUGGCAGGUGGAUGGAAGGAAACACAAGCAAUAUUGCCAGCAACUAUGCUUAUUGGCCAAAUUCUUCUUGGACCAUAAGACUUUAUACUACGACGUGGAGCCAUUCCUCUUCUAUGUGAUGACAUGCGCUGAUGAUGAAGGCUGUCAUAUUGUUGGAUAUUUCAGUAAGGAAAAAAAUUCGUUCUUAAACUACAACGUGUCUUGUAUACUGACGUUACCACCGUACCAGCGUCAGGGAUACGGCAGGCUGUUGAUAGAUUUCAGUUACCUCUUAACUAAAGUGGAGGGUAAAGUGGGUUCGCCGGAGACCCCGCUUUCGGACUUGGGGCUCAUAUCGUAUAGGUCCUACUGGAAGGAGGCUCUAUUGAAGAGGCUCUGUUCAGCGUCGGGGUCCACGCUAUGUAUACGAGACCUCAGCAAGGAUCUGGCUAUCGCGUCAUCGGAUAUCGUAUCGACCUUACAAGAACGUGGCUUAAUGAAGUACUGGAAGGGAAAACACAUCGUGCUGAAGAAACAGGAGGUCUUAGAAGAGGCUAGCCGCCGCGCCUCUCGAGCUCGUAGUGUCGAGCCUUCCUGUCUCCGAUGGUGGAGCUCGGCCCGCUGA
Danaus chrysippus (African queen) is the source of this 2328-nucleotide messenger RNA. NCBI's taxonomy places the organism in Eukaryota, Metazoa, Arthropoda, Insecta, Lepidoptera, Nymphalidae. The record is from the annotation of a GenBank genome assembly.